AUGGCAGAAGCGAUAAACUCCACGGGCGGCGCUCAGGCUACCAUGCUCUCCAAACCGGUCGUCAUCCCUGCGCUCAGCACCAACUAUGACUCGAAGUAUAUUCGCGCAUAUCCGCCCGAAUUGGAGAGAUACGACAUCUCCAAAGAAGACUUCCUCAGGUUCCUCGACAAACUGAGCGAGCUUGCAUCCCCAAGCACACCCCUGAGCUUGCUCAGCGUCGCAUGUGGUGUAGUAAGUCUGGUCCCCGAACCCCAUUGCGUCCUGGUCGGCAACAUCGUCAGCUGGGUUGCAGAGGACGCCGCCAACGAGGCAGCCGUCAAGAAGACAAAUAUCUUCCUCGAGUCUGCGAAUAGGAAGCUAUGGGAACCCCGCGGUCUACACGCUCGCAUCGUCAAGCUCGCUACUGCUGCCCAGGUGGCCAACAUGCCCAUCCUCGACGGUUCGCGAAAGGACGGCAAGAAAGUCCGGGUCGACAAGAAAGCUGUCGUGCUCCCGCCCGUAGAUGAUUCAUCUACCGAGGUGCAAAGGGAGUCGAGCAGCUACCUCGGCACGCGCAGCAUCCGCAGGCUCCGGGCCUUGGAACCGUGGACCUCUCCACUCGAUAUCCAGCCACCGGCAUCACAGGACAAGCUCGAGAAGCAGAGCGCGCUCGAGGCAAAGUUCAAGAACUGGGAUCGCGAACAACAAGAGGCGAACACGCUCAAAAAGCGUCGGCAGUUCCAAGAGAAGUAUGAAAAGAAGCGCCACGAGGUCACCGAGCGGUACGAGCGGCAUAUGCGCGAUAUUUCAGAGGAGGAGAGCAAGGUUUCCGCCAAGGCAGAGAAGAAGGGAAAGUCGCUGGAGGAGACUACGAAGGCAAAGUAUGAGAACAGGCGCGCACACGAGCGCCAAGAGUACGAGAAGAAGAUGGCUAGGAUUGAACAGCAGAUCCAGAACAGGGAUACAGAGGAGGACAAGAUGCGCAAGAUCAAGAUGCUCCUUAUCUGCAGGAUUGAGGACAUCGACCGCAUCAAGCCCGUCGAAGAGGACUCUGACUGGUAA
This is a messenger RNA of Coprinopsis cinerea okayama7#130, 1041 nucleotides long. RefSeq lists its product as hypothetical. Bases 1 to 1041 code for a protein of 346 amino acids. Lineage: Eukaryota; Fungi; Basidiomycota; Agaricomycetes; Agaricales; Psathyrellaceae. The record is from RefSeq and is a predicted model, not a curated record. The transcript has a single exon.